Messenger RNA from Heterobasidion irregulare TC 32-1, 321 nucleotides. RefSeq lists its product as uncharacterized. NCBI's taxonomy places the organism in Eukaryota, Fungi, Basidiomycota, Agaricomycetes, Russulales, Bondarzewiaceae. Bases 1 to 321 code for a protein of 106 amino acids. The transcript has a single exon. The record is from RefSeq and is a predicted model, not a curated record.
AUGCAUCACAGAGCACGGAGCACAGAAGGUCCGCCGUGCAUGACGGUCGCGCAGACCACAGCCGUCGGGAACGUCCCGCCAGACGCUACCAUGCCUCAUCAUGCAUCAUCGCCCUCGAUGCGCAGUGUACGGCGUACGCCGCACGCCGCACGCCGGGCUGCGCCGCAUCGCCAUCGCUCGUCCGUCUCUGCUCGACGGCCGCGCCCGAGAUGCUGUUCCGGGGGUCGAGCGGCUGCCCGUCGUCGAUAUUUUCGAUGCGCAGAUGAUGGCUCAGUAGAUCCCGCCAGGGUCCUUCGAGGCGCUGAUCACCCAGACCCUUGA